AUGGGGUCGAGUAGCAGCCGUGCUGCACCGAUCCACCACCAUCGCUCAUCAGCUGGUCAGCAAGAGGCCACCAUCAACAUCUUAUUGCAUGGGACAGAGGCCAUCAAUGCCUCCAUUCCCGAUCCUUCCCAUCCGCGCCGUUCCAGUACCAGUUCAGCUCAGCAGCUCAAAUUGACAUCCGAUCGACGUCUCAGCCGCUUUGAUCCUGAAGCUAGUACAGGCUCGGGCCGCCUCAACGCCGAAUCCACCCGUUACGCCAGCGAUACCACCGUGGUCGAUGCCACCCGCCUCCUGGCCAGCCAGCCAGCCAUCAAGGUUCAGUUGGUCAUGGGCCAACAGCUACAACUGCGGUCUGCCGAUACCAGUGAUUUAAUCCUCGCGCUCAAUUGGCUGCAGUGCCACGAGUUUGCCAUGUUACAAGGACCUCUCCUCCUGAUCUACCACAAUGAUAUCUCCGCCCACAGCGCCGCCAUCACUCUCUUGGAAACCGCCAGUCGCACUCACACCCGUGAACUCGUUGCUCUCCUACGUGCCAUCAAACACGACCGUGAAAUUCACCACGCUCGCCACGCCCUUGAUCAGGCACUCAACCCCUCCUCUUCCUCCAUCACCUCUGCCGAGCCCCACCAACAACAACACUUUCGCAUUACCCGUGGCUUCUCCAUCUCCUCAACCUCCUCAUUUGAUGCUUCGGGUCUUGCCACCCCGCAUCAAGCCAGCACGCUUGCCGUGCCCGCCGUGACCCGCAUCCGCCGCUCAAGCCCCCUGGCCUCCCCCGCCCAAAGCCCCCACAACUCCCCCGCCGUGCGUCGGCAGACUCAGUCCAAAGACCGCCCCAACAGCAUGCCCGUGCUGAACCUCGACGAGUGCCCUGAUAGCCCCACCCUUACCAAUCCCACGUCUCUGGACAACAAGCGACUCCAAGUCGCCCGUCGUUUCCAGGUCGAACUCCUGGACAUGCUACUAGCCACCCGGACCGCACCCGAGGAACGUGCCCGGCGCGCCGCAGCUCUCUUGCAUGACUUUGAUAAGACCAGCCACGACGUGCUCCUCCCCUCGGCCAAUCGGCAGGAACUCGUCGAUGCCGUUCUCACCAUGGAUCACACGGAAGAUGAGGGUGAUCAAGAAGAAUUGGACACGACCUCAAACAAACAGCCAGAGGGAACAGGCGCAGAAGAUCCUGCCCCGAUCCCGCCCCUCAACUUUGGGCCCAAUGUUGCCCAGGCGUGGGGCGCCUCGCCCUCGGCACCGUCUGCCCAAGCGACAACGAUGGACCUUGAUCGCCUCGACGACAGUCAUGACGCCGUUGUCACCCACCCCUCCAAGGCGUCUGUUUUGUCCGCUGACUCGGGGCCACCGGGCCUCAGUCGCCGCACAAGCAAGGUGGUGGCUCAGCUAUUUGGUUUGGCCCCGCAACAGCAGAGAACGCUUUUUUGGGCCGGCUUGCGCCAGGUAAGCGGUGGCGAGGGCGGCACCUUUGAGCCAAACACAGAUCUGCAGCAGCUUCACACCAUGCCCAGCGUGGACGAUGAUGAGGAAAAUGUUCGCGCAGCAACGCCCUACUCUGAUGAUGGUGAUGACGACCGGCGCGAGAGUGGACAGUUGCAACUUGAGGCCGCUCGCCCUGGGGUCGAGCUUCUGCCCUGGCGCCAAGAGCUGGCGGGUUUUGGCGCUGUUCUAGAAGCCGGCCGCGAGCACGCCCGUGCCCAUGCGACCGUCCACGGCAAUUGGCAAGGCACUGUUGUCAUUAGUCAGGUGCCAACCGUGUCGCGCAUCCUCCGUAGCUAUUCGGCCCUCAACACGGGCCAUUGGGCCCUGACCGACAUUGACACGGUUCGCUAUCAGGGCCGUGCUGCCGUGCUGCGAGCCACCUCCUAUAGCGUUGCGCUGAUGGCCCAAGGAACCGCACGGGAGAACAGCAAUGCUCCAGCAGGCAUGCAACUUCUACUUUCUCGACUCGACUUUUGGUGCCGGGUACCUGGAAACAAAAAGCUGCUGGCGCUGGCCGUGCGUGGACCAUCUAAUCACUACCUUGUAGCGUUUUUUCACGUGCCGCGCCGAGCCGCCCAACUUCUUGCUCGCCUUGCAUCACUGCGCCGGAAACACCAUAGUCACUUUUGCGACGUGGCACUGCCUCCACCCAUGACGGCCCGUACGGGCCCCGAAGGCACACCCGAGUACCAGGUGGAGGCACGCCUGCUGGGCACCCAGUUGCGCCACGGUGCCACCUCCCUGGCCACGGCGAGCGAAGCCAUUUUUGAGAUUUUGGAACCCCUGCCAUCACCGGUGCGCGUGUCAUGCUCUUUUACGGCGUUGGACGCCACCAUUGCGUGGGAGCAUCCGGAUGGAUCCUCCGAUCGGCGCAUGCAUUCGAGCGUGAGCUUUGAAACUCAGCACCUGCGCCUUGCCGCCGUCCUGGAGCGCGACCGUGCCAUGGCAGCCCGAGCCAAGGAGAUGCACCUGCAUCUUCCCGAGGACGGCUAUCUUGUUCUACUCGUGUAUGGCGAGGCGACAGAGCCUGUGUUGGUCAUCGUUUUGGAGGUCGCCGGCAUGGGUCUCGAGAUUGUGAAUCAACUCCAGCGCAUUGUCCAGCUGAUGGCCAGCACAUUGAACCAUCAGCAGGCCUACGGCAAGCGCAGAUGGACCGUCAUUCGCUCAAGUCCAUCACUGCCCUCGGGUCAUUUUGGCAAGGUUUACCUGACCGAGUGGAGUCCCACCGAUGGACGUGAGCCUCGGAAGGUGGCGACCAAAAUGCUCCGGUCUGACGCCACCGACGAAGAUCGCCGCAACUUUUUGCGAGAGGCCGAGCUGGCGUGCCAGCUGCGCCACCGAAACAUCGUCCAAUUUGUUGGAUGCUUGUUGGAGUCGGACCCGUGGUUGUUGGUCCUGACAUACGUGCCGUAUGGCGAUGUGCGUCGCAUCCUGAAGACGAUUCGCGGUGGCGGCGCGCGUUGCAGUACGCUUGAGCUCUUGAAAAUUGCUACGCAAUGCUUCCAAGCCAUGACCUAUGUGAGCGAACAACGCUGCCUGCACCUGGACCUGGCAACGCGCAAUCUGCUGGUCGGGCUCGAAAACCAUGUGGUUCUUACAGAUUUUGGGCUCGGGCGGCGCCUGGCGAAGGAUGAGGCAGCCUGGCAUUGCACCAACCCAGGUCGCAUGCCCAUCAAGUGGCUGGAUCCACAGGCCAUGUUUGACGGAGUUUUCAGUCCACAGACGGAUAUCUGUAGGGGCGGCCGGUAUUACACUAUGGGAGGUGCGUUUGUGAAGUUUGAACAGCAAAAAGCGUCAGAGGGAAGGGGGCUGUGGUCACAUGGCGCACUGCCCUAUGGACAACUCAAGGGCAAGGCGUAUGAGGCGCAGUUUCGGGCGGGCUUGCGACUGGAGAUGCCUAACAAGUGCCCGGCGUCGGUGUUUGGGCUGAUGACGGCUUGUUGGCACAGUGAUCCCUUGCAGCGGCCAACGUUUGGCAAGAUGACGACCCAGCUGCAGCGCAUUGCCGCUGCAGGCAUUGCCAAAUUGGCACAGGAUCGCCCUUCGGUGACAGUGCGCGACCUGGGGCUGCUUGCCCAGGCGUUGGAGCGCCAGCAAGAUGUCAGUGUGGUGCCACGAUACUCUGUCAACAAGGACCGUGACUUGCACGGCCCGCGGCGGGCCACGGCACGCCAGGCAGAUGAGAGCAAGAAUGUUUCAAAAACGGACGGCAAGUCCGUAACCGCUGCGGUGCUCUCAACGCCGUCGUCGUCGGCCUCUGCCUCAGUGAGCGAGACAGCCCAGCCACCAUCGCAACCAGCCCAAGAAGCUGCGGCACCGCUGGCACGCCCGCCCAUGACGCGCCUGGCAGCUAUUUCCGAAGCACCAGCCAUCGAGUCACAAGACGUCUCGACCGCCGCCAUCAUGCCCACACCAAUGGAUGAUUCCAACUGUUAA
Monosiga brevicollis MX1 is the source of this 3927-nucleotide messenger RNA. RefSeq lists its product as uncharacterized. The coding region runs from base 1 to 3927 and encodes 1308 amino acids. The record is from RefSeq and is a predicted model, not a curated record. Gene Ontology annotation, biological process: multicellular organism development; positive regulation of kinase activity; protein phosphorylation. Lineage: Eukaryota; Choanoflagellata; Craspedida; Salpingoecidae. The transcript has 16 exons. Gene Ontology annotation, molecular function: ATP binding; transmembrane receptor protein tyrosine kinase activity. Gene Ontology annotation, cellular component: signaling receptor complex.